UCCUCCAAACAUGGCAAAUUUUGCAUUAUCCUUAAAGACUUGAUCAGGGGCAUCUCCGUGUUUGGCGGGGGCAUAAUGCUACACGGCUUCAUCUCCCUCACAAGAAAUUGGACCAAAGAGAAGGCGAAGUUCCACCAUCAACUACAUUAA
Molecule: messenger RNA, 150 nt
Organism: Boeremia exigua
Lineage: Eukaryota; Fungi; Ascomycota; Dothideomycetes; Pleosporales; Didymellaceae
Exons: 1
Source: RefSeq, a predicted model, not a curated record